Molecule: messenger RNA, 2083 nt
Organism: Ficedula albicollis (Collared flycatcher)
Lineage: Eukaryota; Metazoa; Chordata; Aves; Passeriformes; Muscicapidae
Gene: AACS
Product: acetoacetyl-CoA synthetase
Exons: 18
Coding region: 55-2058 (667 amino acids)
Biological process (GO): positive regulation of insulin secretion; lipid metabolic process
Cellular component (GO): cytosol
Molecular function (GO): acetoacetate-CoA ligase activity
Source: RefSeq, a predicted model, not a curated record
CUGUGACGGUGCCUGCGGGACGGACGGUGCUCGCCUCGCUCCACUGCCGCCGCCAUGUCCCGCGAGCCCGAGAUCAUGGAGUCGCAGGUGAUGUGGGAGCCUGACACGAAGCGCAACACCCACAUGGACCGGUUCCGCGCCGCCGUGGCCAGCAGCUGUGGGAUCCGCCUGGCCAACUAUGAUGAUUUAUACCAGUGGUCAGUGGAGUCCUACUCAGACUUCUGGGCGGAGUUCUGGAAGUACAGUAACAUUGUCUGCUCUCGCCUCUAUGACGAGGUGGUGGAUACAUCCAAAAGUAUUGCAGAUGUCCCCGAGUGGUUCAAGGGCAGCCGUCUGAACUAUGCAGAGAAUCUCCUGAGGCACAAGGACAACGAUAAGAUUGCACUCUAUGCAGCAAGGGAAGGCAAAGAAGAAAUAGUGAAAGUUACUUUUGAAGAACUGAGACAAGCUGUAGCUUUGUAUGCUGCAGCCAUGAGGAAGAUGGGAGUAAAAGUAGGAGACAGAGUUGUUGGUUACCUGCCCAACAGCAUCCACGCCGUGGAGGCAAUGCUGGCUGCUGCAAGCAUCGGUGCCAUCUGGAGCUCCACGUCCCCAGACUUUGGCAUUAAUGGUGUACUGGACAGAUUUUCCCAAAUUCAGCCAAAGCUCAUCUUCUCUGUUGAAGCUGUUAUAUACAAUGGCAAAGAGCACAACCACUUGGAAAAGCUGCUGAGGGUGGUAAAAGGGCUUCCAGACCUAAAAAAAGUGGUGGUGAUCCCAUAUGUAUCUUCAAGAGAAAGCAUAGAUAUUUCUAAGAUUCCAAACAGUGUCUUUUUAGAAGACUUCCUUGCCACUGGGAAAGGAGACCAGGCUCCCCAGCUGGAGUUUGAGCAGCUGCCUUUCAGCCACCCUCUCUUCAUCAUGUAUUCCUCAGGCACCACAGGGGCUCCAAAAUGCAUGGUUCACUCAGCAGGGGGUACCCUAAUACAGCACCUGAAGGAACACAUUCUUCAUGGCAACAUGAGCAGCAGUGAUGUGAUUAUGUACUACACAACGAUUGGCUGGAUGAUGUGGAAUUGGCUGGUGUCUGCACUUGCUACAGGAGCUUCAGUGGUCCUGUAUGAUGGAUCUCCUCUGGUUCCUUCACCAAAUGUGCUCUGGGACCUGACUGACAGACUGGGGAUCACCAUCCUUGGAACAGGUGCAAAGUGGCUGGCUGUGCUGGAAGAGAAAAAUUUAAAACCAUGUGAAACACACAAUCUCCAAACACUCCACACUAUCCUGUCUACAGGAUCACCUCUCAAAUCUCAAAGCUAUGAGUAUGUCUACAAACACAUAAAAAGCAGUGUCCUCCUGGGAUCCAUUUCAGGUGGAACAGAUAUAAUUUCAUGUUUCAUGGGUCACAAUGUUACAGUUCCUGUUUACAAAGGAGAAAUUCAAGCCAGAAAUCUUGGAAUGGCUGUAGAAGCAUGGAAUGAUGAAGGAAAACCAGUUUGGGGUGAAAGUGGAGAGCUGGUUUGCACCAAGCCCAUUCCCUGUCAGCCCACACACUUCUGGAAUGAUGAGAAUGGAAGCAAAUACAGAAAGGCUUAUUUUUCCAAAUUCCCAGGUGUUUGGGCCCAUGGUGAUUUCUGCAAAAUUAACCCCAAGACUGGAGGAAUUGUCAUGCUGGGUCGCAGUGAUGGUACAUUAAAUCCAAAUGGAGUAAGAUUUGGAAGUUCUGAGAUCUAUAACAUAGUGGAAGCCUUUGAGGAGGUGUGUGACAGCCUCUGCGUGCCCCAGUACAACAAGGAUGGCGAGGAGAGGGUGAUCCUGUUCCUGAAGAUGGCCUGCAGCCACGCCUUCAGCCGCAGCCUGGUGCGGCGCAUCCAGGACGCCAUCCGCCUGGCGCUGUCCGCCCGCCACGUGCCCAGCCUCAUCCUGGAGACCAAGGCCAUCCCGUAUACAGUCAAUGGGAAGAAAGUGGAAGUAGCUGUGAAGCAAAUAAUUGCAGGGAAACAAGUUGAGCAGCGGGGAGCUUUCUCCAACCCAGAGGCUUUGGACCUGUACCAAAAUAUUCCUGAGCUUCAAGACUAUUAAAGUCACUUGUUUGGGUUUUUUUUUU